Cyclopterus lumpus (lumpfish) is the source of this 1849-nucleotide messenger RNA. It is a transcript of the gene pdhb, whose product is annotated as pyruvate dehydrogenase E1 subunit beta. The transcript has 11 exons. The record is from RefSeq and is a predicted model, not a curated record. Gene Ontology annotation, molecular function: pyruvate dehydrogenase (acetyl-transferring) activity. Lineage: Eukaryota; Metazoa; Chordata; Actinopteri; Perciformes; Cyclopteridae. Bases 56 to 1138 code for a protein of 360 amino acids. Gene Ontology annotation, biological process: pyruvate decarboxylation to acetyl-CoA.
ACCUCCCGACCUACGUAGAGUCCCCGCCUUCUCUCCGGCAGAGGACAGGUUGAACAUGGCGGCCUCCGUAAGAUGCUUUCUCCGCUCAGGAAAGAAUGCCGUGUCGUCUCUGGGGCUGCGCGGGAUUCACAAGAGUUCUGCGGCCGCUGCGCAGAUGAUGGUCCGCGAUGCCUUGAACCAGGCGAUGGACGAGGAGCUGGAGAGGGACGAGCGGGUGUUCCUGUUGGGGGAGGAGGUGGCCCAGUACGACGGCGCCUACAAGGUGAGCAGAGGUCUGUGGAAGAAGUACGGAGACAAGCGCAUCAUGGACACUCCGAUCACAGAGAUGGGCUUCACUGGCAUCGCAGUUGGAGCCGCCAUGGCCGGCCUGAGACCCAUCUGUGAGUUCAUGACCUUUAACUUCUCCAUGCAAGCCAUCGACCAGGUCAUCAACUCCGCCGCGAAGACCUACUACAUGUCGGCCGGCCGGCAGUCGGUGCCCAUCGUCUUCAGAGGACCCAACGGGGCGUCGGCCGGCGUCGGCGCGCAGCACUCGCAGUGCUUCGCUGCGUGGUACGCCAGCUGUCCAGGUCUGAAGGUUGUGAGUCCCUGGAGCGCAGAAGAUGCCAAAGGUCUCCUGAAGUCAGCAAUCAGAGACGACAACCCCGUGGUGUUCCUGGAGAACGAGCUGAUGUACGGCGUUCCCUUCGAGAUGUCGGAGGAGUCUCAGUCCAAAGACUUCACCAUUCCCAUCGGCAAGGCCAAGGUCGAGAGACAAGGGACUCACGUCACAUUGGCCACUCACUCUCGGUACGUCAGUUUCUGCCUCGAUGCCGCCGCCGUCCUCGCCAAGGAGGGGAUCGAGUGCGAGGUGAUCAACCUGCGGACCAUCCGCCCCCUGGAUGUGGAGUGCAUCGAGACCAGCGUGAUGAAGACCAACCACCUGGUGACGGUGGAGGGCGGCUGGCCUCAGUUUGGAGUCGGAGCUGAAAUCUGCGCCCGGAUCAUGGAAGGCCCCGCCUUCAACUACCUGGACGCUCCGGCCACCAGGGUGACGGGCGUCGACAUCCCCAUGCCGUACGCCAAGAUCCUGGAGGACAACAGCCUGCCGCAGAUCAAAGACAUCAUCUUCUCCAUCAAAAAGACCCUCAACGUCUGAGGACGAAACCCCCUCAUGAAUCCUCUUCGUCUCGCUCGCACAGCCGGUGGAAACGUCGUCCGGCAAAACAUUUGAACCUUUAUGUAAAUACAGCCAAACGGUUCCUUUAAGUUAAAAAAAAAAAAAAAAAAAAACGACGAAACUCCAGUUGUAAUGUUUUUUCGGCCAGAUGUUGGUCUAUGAGGCGCACAGAUGUUUAUGUGCACCCAGAGCGGUGGGCGCACAGGGUGCAGUCAAGUCGUCGCCUCUAUUCGUCGGUGACACCCUUGGGUGAAUUCUGUGCGUGUGUGUGUCGCUCUGGCUGCUCUCGGUUCACUUCCUCCCCUUCAAAAUAAAAGUUGCAUCUAUCCUGUAGGCUUUUCUGUUUAUCUGGGGAAAAGUUAGGCAACAACAAAACUGCUGAAGUUUGUUCCUGCGUGCUCUCAAAUUUAGACGUGCAGACUAAAUCCAAAUAUAUAUAUAUAUAUUUUUUUCCAACUCCCGUUAGUUUUGUUGUUCAUAAACUCCCAUAUAUGUAUUUCCAACCACCAAAACACAUAAUACUCAGUCUAUUAACUCCUCGCUAUGAGUCGGUCUGUCUCUAAAAGAAUGAACCAGCCCGAGUGCUGGAGGAUUGUGAUUCGGGAAUAUUUAUUGUAGCUGCAGCAGCUCGGCUGUUUUUUUUGUUGCUGUAAAUGAAUCUGUUACAGAAAUAAAAGCCUUUCACUCCUU